CUGUUCUGCUUGGCACAAAAUAAAGGGUCCCGUCUUUUCCGAGUGGUUGACCAAGAAAGGAUGUUGAAACGCAGAUCCGUAUACAAGACGGUUUAGUAAUGGACGUUGCUCAAAGUUGGUGUUGCAGUUGCCAAGGACAUUUUUGGAUCGACCCGCAGUGACAUCAUUGCGCGAGAUCAUCUCAACCUCAUGGCAUCCGUCCAGCACUUGUUUACCUUUCGGACAGCCGAAAAUCAGGAGAGGUUGAGCGACAGCUUACCGGCCGUGGACGGCAAACUGACUACCCUGGAAAUACUGAACCAAUCAUCUACUGGUCUUGUCCCGCGUGAAACUGACUUGGUGGACUACCUUGGUCACGGUCGGGUCGCUCCGGUCUCUACCAUUGCGGGCGGGCAAUCGACCUGCUUUGUUGAGCCUCAGGGUCUUACCACAGUACACAGUAAAAAUCCUGCUGAUAGUCCGGGGUUCUGUCUGACAACGAAUAACAAACCAGAAGAGUUCGCCUCAUUGACGAAUGACAAGACCAUCUCCAAGAUCCUCACAACUCGGUGGUUGGUGAAAACAUUCGUUAACUUCACCUCUCUCCACAGACGGCUACCGUAUCUGUUUCAUCCUAUUCUCCACAGAGUGCCCACCGUCUCCACCACAGCCUCAUGGAGUUACUUCUCUAUUCCUUAUUCCCAAAUAUAUCAGGAUCUACGCUAGAGUACAAAAUGUCUUCAAUCCCCCGCGUAUUUGCACUUCUCAACUUCUUCAUGUCUUGAGAAACCAUAUUAUUGCUUUCAUACAAGCUUCACUA
Molecule: messenger RNA, 799 nt
Organism: Westerdykella ornata
Lineage: Eukaryota; Fungi; Ascomycota; Dothideomycetes; Pleosporales; Sporormiaceae
Exons: 1
Coding region: 190-705 (171 amino acids)
Source: RefSeq, a predicted model, not a curated record